Sorex araneus (European shrew) is the source of this 2148-nucleotide messenger RNA. RefSeq names its product cytochrome P450 4A11-like. Bases 1 to 1533 code for a protein of 510 amino acids. Lineage: Eukaryota; Metazoa; Chordata; Mammalia; Eulipotyphla; Soricidae. Gene Ontology annotation, molecular function: iron ion binding; monooxygenase activity; oxidoreductase activity, acting on paired donors, with incorporation or reduction of molecular oxygen. The transcript has 12 exons. The record is from RefSeq and is a predicted model, not a curated record.
AUGAGUGUCUCCGUGCUGAGCUCCACCAUAUCCCUGGGCAGUUUCUCUGGGCUUCUGCAAGUGACCUUACUGCUCGGCCUGGUGCUGCUGCUGUUCAAGGCUGUUCAGCUCUACCUGCACCGCCAGUGGCUGCUCAAGGCUGUCCAGCAAUUCCCAUCACCUCCCUCCCACUGGCUCUUUGGGCACUACAAGGAGUUUCUAGAGAAAAAUGAACUGCAAGUGGUACUAAAAUGGAUGGAGAAAAACCCAAGUGCUUUUUGUCGCUGGCUGUGGGGGACAAAGCCUCAAAUUUUGAUCUAUGACCCUGACUACAUGAAGGUGAUACUUGGAAGAUCAGACCCCAAAGAUGUCAGUCUCUACCAUUUACUGAGUUCCUGGAUUGGGUAUGGUUUGCUCCUGUUGAAUGGACAGCCCUGGUUCCAGCACCGGCGCAUGCUGACUCCAGCUUUCCACUAUGACAUCCUCAAGCCCUAUGUGGGGCUUACGGCCAAUUCUGUGAGAGCGAUGCUGGACAAAUGGGCAGAGCUCAGCAGGAACAGUGGCCCGGUGGACAUUUUGGGACACAUCUCCUUGAUGACGCUGGAAACCAUCAUGAAGUGUGCCUUCAGCCACUCCAGCAGCCUGCAGACUGACAGGAAGUCCCAGUCCUACACCCAAGCCAUCGAGGACCUAAAGAAACUCGUCUACUCCCGAAUGUGGAAUAUAUUACACCAUAAUGACUUCAUCUAUAGCCUGACAUCUACUGGCCGCAGUUGUUCCAGUGCCUGCCAGCUUGCCCAUGAACACACAGACAGAGUAAUCCAGCAGCGGAAGUUACACCUGCAGGAUGAGGGUGAGCUGGAAAAGAUCAGGAAGAAGAGGCACCUGGAUUUUCUGGACAUCCUGCUCUUUGCCAAGUCAGAGGAUGGGAGCGGCCUGUCUGACAAGGACCUGCGGGCAGAAGUGGACACGUUCAUGUUCGAGGGUCACGACACCACGGCCAGCGGCAUCUCCUGGAUCCUCUAUGCACUGGCCACACACCCCAAGCACCAGCAGCAGUGCCGGGAGGAGCUCCAGAACCUGCUGGGAGAUGGCUCCUCCAUCACCUGGGACCACAUGGACAAGAUGCCCUACACAACCAUGUGCAUCAAGGAGGCACUGCGUCUCUACCCGCCUGUGCCUGGUGUGGCCAGACAGCUCAGCUCACCUGUCACCUUCCCUGAUGGGCGCUCCCUACCCAAAGGAAUCUCAGUGGGCCUGUCCAUUUAUGGCCUUCACCACAAUCCAAAUGUGUGGCCCAACCCAGAGGUCUUUGACCCAUCCAGGUUUGCACCAAGUGCAGCUCGGCACAGUCACGCAUUCCUGCCCUUCUCAGGGGGCUCCAGGAACUGCAUCGGGAAGCAGUUUGCCAUGAAUGAGAUGAAGGUGGCUGUGGCGCUGACCCUGCUCCGUUUUGAGCUGGCUCCUGACCCCUCCAGGGUCCCUAUUCCCAGUGCUAAAAUUGUGCUGAAUUCAGAGAAUGGAAUCCACCUCUACCUCAAGAAACUCCCUUAACAAUGUGGGGUCACUGAUGGGUGUGAGGACCUCCUGCCUGCUACUCUGUCUACUGUUACCUGACCUUUUAUCCCUUUACUGAUUUCUUCUCUUUGUUGUGUGUAUAAGAUUUGGGAUUUGUGGGGGAUGGGGUUGUGCCUCUGAUGCAGUGACCAGACAACUCUGGGACUGCUUCUGGUGACACUCAGCCAACCAGGACUUAAGGUUGGAUCUCAGGUCUUAGGAUGAGUGCUGUGCAGACCAUAGGCGCCAUUCUGGAAGUAUUCAGGAGCCACAAGUUACACUCUCUGCAGUUCAAGGGCCUUCCAGGCUAAGUCCAUUGAUUGCUGGCGAGUUGCCUUGAAGCAGGCAUUGACAGGUUCGGGCUUAGCCCCUCUACUACCUCUCUACAUGCCUCCCCCAUUCCUGCUUUUUACCUGCCUCCUGCUUGAUCUCUUAUCUUUGCCAGUUCUGUUAUCUCCCUCCAUUGUUUCUGAUUCCUGGACUCCCCACCUAUUUGUCUGUCUGCUCUCCCUACACUCUGCACAUCUGAGUAUCACUCACUCUUGACAGCCUGCCUGACCCAAGCCUGCUUAGCUUUGCUGUAUUUCUUCUUUUAGCUCCCAUAUGUAUCGA